AUGCGCAGCCACUCGUGCGUGCUCGCGAUGGCGAUUGCCCUGGCCGUGGCGGUUCAGCACGUCUCGGCGUUUAAGUAUACAGAGCAGGAACCCGAAGUUGGAUCUAGCGCAGGCCUAGCGAUUGGCCUAGGUCUGGGUCUCGUCUUGACCGUGCUUCUCGCCGUGCUCUGCGCCGGCAAGAAGCCCAAAGAUCAACCACAGGUCCUGCAAAGCGUGGCUGUUUCUGCGCCCGCAGUCGAAUCUGGUCGCAUCUCCAUGUCCAAGGUGAGCACAAACAUGGAUGUCGAAGACAAGCCUCAAACUGACUUUGAUCACAUGGACGAGGAUGCCAUUAUCAACGCACGCAUGGACGCCAAAACUGCGACAAUGGCUGGUGCAGGGUCCGGGAUGGCGGCUGCCAUGAGUUUGAGUGCGAGUAGCCAACCUUGGUUACACCAUGCCACGCGGCGCAAAGAGGCAGAAGACUUGCUUCGCGAAGAAGCUCUUCGGGCGCAGGAAAGCGGCAUUUUUCUCGUUCGGGCCAAGAAAGAAGACCAGGGCCAAUAUGCGCUUGACGUGGCUUGGUUGGAUGAAUCUUCCGGCCAGGCCGUUGUCGGGCAUCACCUUAUUGCGCGCUCCUCCAACGGUACCUUUGAAUUGGACGAACAGGCAUACGAACAUUGCCCCUCCCUCGAGUCUUUGAUCGAGUACAUGAUGAAAAGCAACAACAAGUUUUUCCACAAAGCCUUGACGCGCUACAUUCCAGCUCCACAGGGCGACAAUAAUCAAUCAUCCACGCGUCGCGGUGACAUCCAGUCAGCGGCGUGA
Monosiga brevicollis MX1 is the source of this 807-nucleotide messenger RNA. RefSeq lists its product as uncharacterized. The transcript has 4 exons. The coding region runs from base 1 to 807 and encodes 268 amino acids. The record is from RefSeq and is a predicted model, not a curated record. NCBI's taxonomy places the organism in Eukaryota, Choanoflagellata, Craspedida, Salpingoecidae.